AUGCACUGGGUGUUGUUCGCCCUGGUGGCACUGCUGGUGACGUGCCACAACGUGCGUGCCGAGAACAUCCUGUUCCUGCAGUCUACACCGUCGAAAAGUCACCAUAUCUGGAACCGGCAGAUAUUCGACCGGCUGUACGAUAAUGGGCACAAUCUGACCAUCCUAUCGUUCGAAACGGAACAGUCCGUGCCGGGCAAGACGUUUCUCGUGAUGGAAGGUUUCAACGAGAAGAUGAUGGCCGCCUUCUCGGACGGGUCGUCGGAUUUUUCCACCUACGAGAACCCGUUCGGUAACAUCAUGAACGUGUACCAGUUCUACACCGUCGCGAGCCGGAUUCUCGAGGAGGAGAAUGCCAUCCAGCGGUUGCUCGAGUAUCCGAGGACGUUCCGGUUCGAUCUGGUCAUCCACGAUUUCACGAUGGGCCAGUUUCUGUUGGGCUUCCUGGAGUACUUCAACAACCCACCGCUGGUGUCCGUUUCACCGUACAACAUCCCGUCCUAUACGCAGUACCUGGCUGACGUGCCACUCUACCCAACGUACGUGCCACAUCCGGCGUCCAGUUUCGGUUCGCGGAUGGACUUUAUCGAGCGGGUCAAGAACACGGUGUACUGGGGCUUCGACAUGCUGUACCGCCAGCAGGUGUUUAUGCCUGCCGAACAGCAGCGCAUGAGACGAGUCUUUCCGGGAACCAAUCUGACGCACGUGAAGCUGCUGGAACGCCGUUCGGAGCUGGUGCUGGUCAACAGCGAUCCAGCACUCGACUUCUAUCAGCUGCUUCCACCGAACGUCGUGCAAGUGGGCGGAUUGCAUAUCAAGCGAGCGGAAGAUAUGCCACCGAUGAUGCAGCAAUUUAUCGCACGUGCCAGCAAAGGAGUGAUCUUGUUUAGCUUUGGCACGAACGUGCAGAGUGAAAUGUUGGGUCCGGACGUGAACCGUCAGCUGUUGGAGCUGUUUGCCAGCACGCCCGAGUACGGAUUCAUCUGGAAGCACGCGAACGCCGAAAAGCAGAUAAUGCCACCGAACGUACUCAUCACUUCCUGGGUGCCUCAAUCCGCGGUGCUUGCAAACACCCGCACAAAGCUGCUGAUCAGUCACGGUGGGUUGUUAAGUUUGCAGGAAGCCGCCUGGCACGGAGUGCCCGUGAUUGGGGUGCCGUUCUUUGCGGAUCAAUUCUCGAACGUGCGCCGUAUCGAGCAAGCCGGCAUCGGUGUUGGCAUUCCGUCCACUCAGCUUAACGCGGUCAGCCUAAAAGAAGCGAUGGAUAUGAUUCUGAACAACGGCAGCUACCGAGCACGUGCCAAAGAGCUGUCUUACCUGUUCCGGACACAACCCGAGGCACCGCUUGAACGGGCCAUCUUCUGGAUCGAGAAAGUGAUCGCCAGCAAGGGCCUACGAUAUCUGCGAUCACCGACGCGCGAUAUGGCACCGUACCAGGUGUACGGGCUCGAUAUGAUCGCGGUGGUACUGUUGAUCUUGCUCGGGUACUAUCUUAUCUUCAAGCGUCACUCGAAACCGGCCGGUGGAUCUACGCCAAAACCAAAGACGGAGUAA
This is a messenger RNA of Anopheles nili, 1551 nucleotides long. Its product is annotated as UDP-glycosyltransferase UGT5-like. NCBI's taxonomy places the organism in Eukaryota, Metazoa, Arthropoda, Insecta, Diptera, Culicidae. Bases 1 to 1551 code for a protein of 516 amino acids. The record is from RefSeq and is a predicted model, not a curated record. The transcript has 3 exons. Gene Ontology annotation, molecular function: UDP-glycosyltransferase activity.